AUGGAGAAAGAGGAGGCGGAGCUGGUGAAGAGGGGCUUCACCACCGCACGAGGCAGCGAGCGCCCGCGGCACGGGACCAGCGUAGGCACAGCGGUGGUCAUGCGGGGUCACCUGAAGGCCACCAGCUACCGUGCGCGAGCAUUACCAGGCACUACUACGAGGGACACGACCAUAGAGGGCGGCGACCACAAGGGAGACGUGGACAUGUGCGACUGGACGCCACACGCGCCGCCAGACCCAGAGGAAGAGACGCAGCUACACAUCAACAGGUGGGAGGCGCCCCAGCACAUGACAGGCAGGUCCCACCACCCAGACCUGAGGCCCCAGCAGCACGGCAGCAACUUCGAGGUCGGAUGCCCAGAGGGACGGAGCACCACCCUCGAUGAGACCGUGGACCCCUUCGACCAGCUGAGCCAGGAGAUCGACCCACCUGCGAGCAGCCCAGAAGAUGCACCAACCACCGAGCCCCCCGCGGACGACGGCACCGCCGACACCGCCGAGGAUCAGGUCACCAACGACGCAGAGCUCAGCCCGCAGAACCUGCGCAUGCAGGAGCUCAGCACGGACUCCAACACCUGGACCGUGGAGGACCUCGACGCGGCGCUCAAAGGCGAGCCCGACCGAGGACAGGGAAUCGACAAGCCGAACUGCUCGGACAUCAGGAGGCUGCCACUCGAGGGCAGGCAGGCGAUCGUAGACUUGUUCAACGCGUGCGAACAACAACUGAUGUGGCCGUGGCAGCUCCUGUGCUCGCUGGUUAUGGUGAUGCCCAAACCACGCAAGGGAGACAGAGCGCUGGCAUUGCUCCCUCAGCUGGUCCGCACGUGGAAACUACUCCACCGCCCAGCCGUCCGCAAGUGGGCCAAGGACCACGAGCGGAACUGGGAUGCCGCCGUCGCGGGCAACAACUGCCUGAGGGAGGCCAGGCGCAGGAUCAUCACCGGCGAGCGCUGCGCGCAGAUCUUCCAGGUGCUGGAGGUGAAGUACGCGAACGACCACGAGGGCACCCAGCUGAACAGAGACAAGGCGAAGUACACGAAGCGCUGCUCGCUGACGGAGCUGAUCGAGCUGGCGUGUAAGCCGCCGCGAGAGCCUCGUGGGGCUGGAGGCAGAGGCACGGCGCUGGCAGCCGCGGAGGGCCCGCCCGCGACCUCGAGCUGGCCGCGCAAACAUGAGCCGAGGGGCCGCGAGGCGGCGCAGGCAGGGCCUCCACCGCAGGAGAAGAACCUGGAUGCCCCCCGCACCGAGAGAGAGAAGCAGUGCGAGGCGGCAAGCAGGAACCCACCGCAGCAGGACGAGAUUAGGAUCGCGGACCUGGCAUACCACCUCAUCCAGUCAGCGACCAGGCCACUGGGCAACCACCUGCAGAGCCCAGAGUCAGCGCCACUCGUGGACCAGCUGAACAUAGACAAGGCAAAGUACGAGAACCCGAGCGGUGUCCAGCAGAACAUCGACAAGGUAAAGUACACGAACGUCCACGGGGGCAUCCUGCGGAACAUAGACAAGGUGAAGUUCACGGAAGCCUCGGGCGGUGGGAGACGGACUGUACCUAACCCACCGUCCGAGGAGAAGAACCGAAGAGACCACCUAACCCACGAGAAGCACCACUCGCUGAAGGAGCUG
This is a messenger RNA of Prorocentrum cordatum, 1623 nucleotides long. The record is from the annotation of a GenBank genome assembly. Lineage: Eukaryota; Dinophyceae; Prorocentrales; Prorocentraceae.